This is a messenger RNA of Emiliania huxleyi CCMP1516, 1596 nucleotides long. RefSeq lists its product as hypothetical. Lineage: Eukaryota; Haptophyta; Isochrysidales; Noelaerhabdaceae. The record is from RefSeq and is a predicted model, not a curated record. The coding region runs from base 33 to 1250 and encodes 405 amino acids. The transcript has 4 exons.
CUUCGAUAGGACUAGGACGACUUCUGUGACAUAUGCCGCGCAGCUCGCCCGAUCCGUCCACGCCGCGCUCCACGUACUCGCUGCGGCCCCGGACGCGUCCUCGCGUGGAGGCCCCGCUUCGGCUGACCGACCUCUUCGACGACGUCCUCGAGCAGUGCCUCCCGCUGCAGAUUGCGGACGCUGCGCGCGCGGCGGCCUCGUGCCGUGCGCUGCUCCGGGCGUGGCAGCGCCCCUCCUUCGCCCGGCGCCUCGAGCUCCCCGACACGCCGAUGCGCGCGGACGGCGCGCUCGCCUGCCUGAGGAGGCUCGCGGAUGCCGGCAACCCGAGCGCGCGCUUCCGCCUCGGAGUCGCGCGAGUGUACGAGUCUUCGGCCGCGGAGGCGGGGGAGGGUUACGAGGAGGGGCUCCGCCUCCUCAAAUCGCUCGCCGAGCCGCCUCCCGAAGAGAACCUCGGUGCCCUCCGAGGCGACGCCCUCUUUGAGAUCUGGCGCCUCCGCACCCCCCGCACCCUCUCUCUGCCCCGCGCGUACCUCAGGGGCAGGGGGGGGGUCGAGCUGCGGCCUCCCCUCUCCCCCCUGCCCCCCUGCCCCCCUGCCCCCCUGCCCCCCUGCCCCCCUGCCCCCCUCGCCCCUCGCCCCUCGCCCCUCGUCCCUCCCCCUCACCCCUCGCCCCUCCCCCUCCCCCUCCCGCCUCCCCCUCCCCCUCCCCCUCCCGCCUCCCCCUCGCGGCUGGCUACGCGCUCACGCCCUGCGGCGCCGGCGAGCAGGCACUUGACCAAGGACGGCGACGAGAGGGAGCGGUUGCUGCGGCGUGCCGCCUCCGAGGGCCACGUCGCAUCGCAGAUCGAGCUGCACGGCACGUCGAAGAGCCACCUGCAGACGCUUGGCCUCCGCCGGCCGCUCGACGCGUCCGGGGUCUUCUCCCCGGCCUGGCUCACCGCGAGCGAGAACAUCCUCGCUAGCCCGUCUGCGGAGCGCGACCGCGAGGAGGCGACCGCCUCGCGCCACUAUUGCGACCGGCCGGGCUGCGUGCGCUGGCGCUUCCGCAAGAGGGAGGUUCGGAAGCGGGAGGCGGUCGGCCUGACAGGCUCGCCAUACAUCCGGCUCUGGAAGUGCGGCCGCUGCCGCUGCGCCUGCUACUGCUCGAAGGCCUGCCAGACGCUGGCGUGGCCUCGCCCGCACCGCGAGGAGUGCGACCGCAUCCUGGGCUUGCACGCGAACGCCCUUCUCGCUGCCGGCAUGGAUGCUUGACUAGGGUCGGGGGGAGGGCAACGCCGAGCUGUCGCGCGGCAUGCAGCGCGGGCGUCGAGCCGGCGGGAGGCGGGGUCAACGGGAGGUGGAUGGUGAGCAUGGGCCGAGGAUGGCGAUGGGGGCGAUGAGGCCGGCCGCGGCAGCGGUGAGCCAGCUUGCGGCGGGCUGGGAGAGCCGGAUAGAGAGGCGGGAUUGCUGCCGCUCUCUCUCAGUCUCCCCGCCGCACGCGCGAUCCGGGGACUGGAAUGACGAUCACGGGGAACGGGUGUGGUGCGCCCAGCUCUUGUGGCGGGCGCGUCUCUCAGGACUCAGAGGUCUCCUCUCGCUCUGGCGACCGUGUAUGAUU